GAAACUACCAGAUGGCCUUCAAACAUCAAAUUCAAUUCAAAUAUAUUGAAGCUCUAGUUCCUCCUCUAGUUGGUUCCGUGCCAAUCCAAUUCAAACUUUAAGCGUUUCUUACAGUCUUCCAUCUCUAAAAGAUGGGGAUUCGAUUGCUAUCCCUGGUUCCUCAUGCCAAGCAAAUCCUCAAGAUGCAGGUAGGCAUCACCAAAAGUCAGAAGGAUGUUCCAAAAGGCCAUGUAGCCGUAUAUGUGGGAGAGAUGCAAAGGAAGCGAUUCGUGGUUCCAAUAUCAUACUUGAACCAUCCAUCAUUCCAGCAAUUGCUUAGCCAUGCAGAGGAAGAGUUUGGCUUCCAUCAUCCGCAGGGGGGUCUAACAAUUCCUUGCAAAGUGGAUGCCUUUAUUGAUCUCACUUUAAGAUUGCAAGUAUUUUGAAGUACAAAGAGUGAAGGGAAACCUUUCUGUUCCUAAUAUUAUUUUUUUUCAGGAUUUUCCUGAUUCAUUCAGCUUUUGACUCAUACAAGAAUUUUGUACAAUGUAAAACCUUCCUGCCUGAAAAUGAGUGGCGUUGUAAAGGUGCAUUUACUAACAAAACAGAAUCGAAAUAAUAGACAAAUUCAGGAUGAAUUUCUACCUAGUUUUUUCUUUGGUUCUACUGUGAUAGGUAUCCAGGCUCUGGACAGCAUGAAAAUUUGUUGCUAGAUGAAUUAUAUAUCAACAAAGUAACUGAAUAUUAUAUUGAAACGUUGAAACA
Molecule: messenger RNA, 744 nt
Organism: Benincasa hispida (wax gourd)
Lineage: Eukaryota; Viridiplantae; Streptophyta; Magnoliopsida; Cucurbitales; Cucurbitaceae
Source: RefSeq, a predicted model, not a curated record